AGAUACAUAGGCCUGGCGCUGGCCAUCACCUCCACCAUGGCGAUAGGGACGAGUUUUGUCAUUACAAAGAAGGGACUGAUGGAUGCGGAAGAACGGCAUGGUUUUGAGGGAGAUGGAUUCACAUAUCUUAAGAGCCCAAUAUGGUGGGGUGGAAUCAUAGCAUUGAUUGUCGGAGAAAUAGCCAACUUUGCCGCCUACGCGUUCGCCCCCGCGAUUUUAGUAACACCCCUUGGGGCAUUGAGUGUCCUCAUAGGUGCCGUUUUAGGAUCCUAUUUCCUGAAGGAGGAACUGGGCACACUGGGAAAGCUUGGAUGUGCGAUAUGCCUGAUCGGAUCCGUGAUAAUUGUGCUGCAUGCGCCACCGGACAAGGAAAUCAAAACCAUUGAUGAAAUUCUGCACUAUGCAAUUCAGCCGUGGUUCCUCCUCUUCUGCCUCACAGUUGCGGUAUUCGCUGUGGUCAUGAUAUAUCGAGUUGCCCCAAAGUACGGAAAAAAGAAUCCGCUGAUUUACUUGUCAAUUUGCUCAACUGUCGGAUCUGUCUCGGUCAUGUCGGUCAAGGCUUUUGGAAUCGCUGUGAAAUUGACACUGGCAGGCAACAAUCAGUUCACGCAUCCAUCAACAUAUGUGUUCAUCAUCCUAACUGCUGUCUGUAUUCUGACGCAGAUGAACUAUUUCAACAAGGCUCUGAGCCAGUUUCCCACAUCCAUAGUCAACCCCCUGUACUACGUUACUUUUACUACUGCUACUCUCUGCGCCUCAUUCAUCUUAUAUGGCGGUUUCAACACGUCCGAUGCCGUCAACACUUUAUCACUUCUCAGUGGUUUCCUGGUCAUAUUUACCGGGGUGUACCUCCUAAACAUCUCACGAUCCGAUCCAGAUGGACACAAAUUGAUCGACGGGGCCAAUAAUGAUGGAAUUGCUACGGAUAUCAUUUCGGGAACCUUGACGAGAAGAAGUAUGCAGGCUCGAAGAAGCCUAGAUCCUCAGAGGAGGAGCAUGGGUAGUAAUGGAUACCCUAGGGGCGGUGACCGAGAAGGCUUGAUGCACGCAUUCGACGAAGAAGAGAAUGUCGGAUUCGACUUAGCAGAUUUGGAGAGCGAUAAUGAAGACAAUCCGCCCAAGGAGGCGGCCAAUGGCAAGAUGAACGGGAAUGGCAACAAGAGGAGUUUCAGUGAGCCGUUAGAACAGGAACGAACGAGGAAAUCAUCGUCACGGUGACCCUGACGUGCUUGAUUUCACAUUUUGCAUUUUCCAAUAUUGUAUAUGGGUCUAUAAGCGGGUGGAAAGUUUGGGCAAUGGAUCUCAAGCACGGCUGCAGCAUGGCCUGCAUUUGGUUCUUCAUAGCAUGACUACACGAGGUUCGGCGUUCUGGCUGCUCUGUACUAUAGGGGAGAGACAUCUUGUAUGAUAUAUCUGCACACGCCUAGGUUUGCCCGGUAUUGAAGGGUCGAGACUUUGGCCGCAUCCUCAAAAUUGUCAUAGUAAAGAUAGAAUC
Hyaloscypha bicolor E is the source of this 1495-nucleotide messenger RNA. RefSeq names its product DUF803-domain-containing protein. Gene Ontology annotation, biological process: magnesium ion transport. NCBI's taxonomy places the organism in Eukaryota, Fungi, Ascomycota, Leotiomycetes, Helotiales, Hyaloscyphaceae. The transcript has 6 exons. Gene Ontology annotation, cellular component: membrane. Gene Ontology annotation, molecular function: magnesium ion transmembrane transporter activity. The record is from RefSeq and is a predicted model, not a curated record. The coding region runs from base 37 to 1218 and encodes 393 amino acids.